AUGGUGAACGUUCUAAAGCGCAUGCGCCAUCUCCAACCACUUUUUGCGAUCCGCCAUGGUGAAGGCGCUGCUAUUCUCCCUCCUCCUCCCUUACCCCAGUUGACGCGACUGAGUCUGCAAUACGAUCGCCAGCAAUGGAACAAGAGCACCAGGCCUGCAAGAAUCUUCCACAAAGAACAUCUGCCGCGAUUAAAAUAUCACAAUCCAGGUCUACCCAUCACAGUGGAACAGGGACCGGGCCGAUUACAAUUGACCUUUGAGAGUGCCGACCAGGAAGCGUUGAACGAGCUGGAAUCGACCUCUUUAGAGACAAGCAGCGAUGGAGAGUACAGGGCGACAUGGUCACCAAUAGAGGCAAAGUCUCAGGCGGGUUCUGAAGCCCCGACACCUUCACCAGCCUCUUCGGCAGGAUCUGCCUUCACCAGAAGCGUCGAACUGCGCUUAGGUCCACAUCAGCCUGGCAGCCUCUGGAAUUGGUUUCAGACCGCGACCAAGUGUGAGCCUUUCCCGGAGAACCCAGAAGAAACCGCGCAGAUGGAUAGGCUCAAGGAAUUCUUCGCCCAAGCAGAAAUUGAUCGACAACGGGUCAAGGCCGGUAUGGACGCCAUCAGGAAACAAAAGGAGGAGCUGAAGAAGGCAAGGGACGCCGCAGCGAGGAUGGCAAAUGAGGAAUAA
Molecule: messenger RNA, 675 nt
Organism: Cladophialophora yegresii CBS 114405
Lineage: Eukaryota; Fungi; Ascomycota; Eurotiomycetes; Chaetothyriales; Herpotrichiellaceae
Exons: 2
Coding region: 1-675 (224 amino acids)
Source: RefSeq, a predicted model, not a curated record